Halichondria panicea is the source of this 896-nucleotide messenger RNA. RefSeq names its product neuroglobin-like. The record is from RefSeq and is a predicted model, not a curated record. The coding region runs from base 171 to 704 and encodes 177 amino acids. Gene Ontology annotation, molecular function: heme binding; oxygen carrier activity; oxygen binding. NCBI's taxonomy places the organism in Eukaryota, Metazoa, Porifera, Demospongiae, Suberitida, Halichondriidae. Gene Ontology annotation, biological process: oxygen transport; response to hypoxia. The transcript is spliced from 4 exons.
GUGAGAGGUACGAUAUCACCUCAUGCGAUAGUAUUCUAGCUCAGUAGUAAACUAACUCUAACCGCUGCUAGCUGCAUUGUCUCUGCUCCCUGGGGUGCAUGUGUGUAGUGGUGCCUGAACUAACUUGAUUGUCUAAAGAGAUCACCUCAACUUUGCUGCAAGGUGUAACCAUGUCUCAGACUGAAGUAACUCCAGCUGUGGCCAACGACACAAAGCCAGGAGCUAAAGAACAAGAGGAGGACCCUCUCUCAAAGAUCACCCCAGCUCAACUGUCUCUCAUCACUGAGACCUGGGCGAUAGCGUCUGUCGACCUACAAGCUGCAGGCCUCGUCAUGUUCAAGAAACUAUUCGAGAUAGCCCCAGAGCUGAUUGAAAUAUUUCCAUUCGACGGAGAGGACUUGAACGAUGAUAACGUGAGCCUGAGGAAGCACUCAAUGCAAGUGAUGCAGAGUAUUAACGACGCCCUUGGAAUGGCCGACCAACCAGAGGAGCUAAAAGAGACACUUAUUGGCCUCGGAGUGGUUCACAACAUGAGCAACGUCCAGUUAGAAAGUUUUGCUCCUGUUGGACAAGCAUUAAUCUAUGCCUUGGGUGAUGUUUGCAAGGACAAGUUCACUUUCGAAGCAAGGACCGCCUGGGUAGCCCUCUAUACAGCAGUACAACACUAUAUGACUCUUGGUAUGAUCGAAGGAUUAGACGCUUAACACUUUAUAUAUGAACCACACAUCUCUGUAAUAUCAAAUGCAAAAAAUUUUAUUUCUUAUAAUAAUUCAAUGUUAUCUAGCUUAGUAUUAUUAUAUUAUUAUCCUGCAUGCAGGUCUAAGAUGCAGUUUUUAUAAUUAUUAUAAUUGAUUGUUGUAACUCAUCUUUUUGUUCUAAAAUUGUGUUUUUAUUGG